Closterium sp. Yama58-4 is the source of this 20172-nucleotide messenger RNA. Lineage: Eukaryota; Viridiplantae; Streptophyta; Zygnematophyceae; Desmidiales; Closteriaceae. The record is from the annotation of a GenBank genome assembly.
AUGGAUGAGGAGGCAGUGCAGGAUGGGAUGGAUGAGGAGGCAGUGCAGGAUGUGAUGGAUGAGGAGGCAGUGCAGGAUGUGAUGGAUGAGGAGGCAGUGCAGGAUGGGAUGGAUGAGGAGGCAGUGCAGGAUGUGAUGGAUGAGGAGGCAGUGCAGGAUGGGAUGGAUGAGGAGGCAGUGCAGGAUGUGAUGGAUGAGGAGGCAGUGCAGGAUGUGAUGGAUGAGGAGGCAGUGCAGGAUGGGAUGGAUGAGGAGGCAGUGCAGGAUGUGAUGGAUGAGGAGGCAGUGCAGGAUGGGAUGGAUGAGGAGGCAGUGCAGGAUGUGAUGGAUGAGGAGGCAGUGCAGGAUGGGAUGGAUGAGGAGGCAGUGCAGGAUGUGAUGGAUGAGGAGGCAGUGCAGGAUGUGAUGGAUGAGGAGGCAGUGCAGGAUGUGAUGGAUGAGGAGGCAGUGCAGGAUGUGAUGGAUGAGGAGGCAGUGCAGGAUGUGAUGGAUGAGGAGGCAGUGCAGGAUGGGAUGGAUGAGGAGGCAGUGCAGGAUGUGAUGGAUGAGGAGGCAGUGCAGGAUGGGAUGGAUGAGGAGGCAGUGCAGGAUGUGAUGGAUGAGGAGGCAGUGCAGGAUGGGAUGGAUGAGGAGGCAGUGCAGGAUGGGAUGGAUGAGGAGGCAGUGCAGGAUGGGAUGGAUGAGGAGGCAGUGCAGGAUGUGAUGGAUGAGGAGGCAGUGCAGGAUGGGAUGGAUGAGGAGGCAGUGCAGGAUGUGAUGGAUGAGGAGGCAGUGCAGGAUGGGAUGGAUGAGGAGGCAGUGCAGGAUGUGAUGGAUGAGGAGGCAGUGCAGGAUGUGAUGGAUGAGGAGGCAGUGCAGGAUGGGAUGGAUGAGGAGGCAGUGCAGGAUGUGAUGGAUGAGGAGGCAGUGCAGGAUGGGAUGGAUGAGGAGGCAGUGCAGGAUGUGAUGGAUGAGGAGGCAGUGCAGGAUGGGAUGGAUGAGGAGGCAGUGCAGGAUGUGAUGGAUGAGGAGGCAGUGCAGGAUGUGAUGGAUGAGGAGGCAGUGCAGGAUGUGAUGGAUGAGGAGGCAGUGCAGGAUGUGAUGGAUGAGGAGGCAGUGCAGGAUGUGAUGGAUGAGGAGGCAGUGCAGGAUGGGAUGGAUGAGGAGGCAGUGCAGGAUGUGAUGGAUGAGGAGGCAGUGCAGGAUGGGAUGGAUGAGGAGGCAGUGCAGGAUGUGAUGGAUGAGGAGGCAGUGCAGGAUGGGAUGGAUGAGGAGGCAGUGCAGGAUGUGAUGGAUGAGGAGGCAGUGCAGGAUGUGAUGGAUGAGGAGGCAGUGCAGGAUGGGAUGGAUGAGGAGGCAGUGCAGGAUGUGAUGGAUGAGGAGGCAGUGCAGGAUGGGAUGGAUGAGGAGGCAGUGCAGGAUGUGAUGGAUGAGGAGGCAGUGCAGGAUGGGAUGGAUGAGGAGGCAGUGCAGGAUGUGAUGGAUGAGGAGGCAGUGCAGGAUGUGAUGGAUGAGGAGGCAGUGCAGGAUGUGAUGGAUGAGGAGGCAGUGCAGGAUGUGAUGGAUGAGGAGGCAGUGCAGGAUGUGAUGGAUGAGGAGGCAGUGCAGGAUGGGAUGGAUGAGGAGGCAGUGCAGGAUGUGAUGGAUGAGGAGGCAGUGCAGGAUGUGAUGGAUGAGGAGGCAGUGCAGGAUGGGAUGGAUGAGGAGGCAGUGCAGGAUGUGAUGGAUGAGGAGGCAGUGCAGGAUGGGAUGGAUGAGGAGGCAGUGCAGGAUGUGAUGGAUGAGGAGGCAGUGCAGGAUGGGAUGGAUGAGGAGGCAGUGCAGGAUGUGAUGGAUGAGGAGGCAGUGCAGGAUGUGAUGGAUGAGGAGGCAGUGCAGGAUGUGAUGGAUGAGGAGGCAGUGCAGGAUGUGAUGGAUGAGGAGGCAGUGCAGGAUGUGAUGGAUGAGGAGGCAGUGCAGGAUGUGAUGGAUGAGGAGGCAGUGCAGGAUGUGAUGGAUGAGGAGGCAGUGCAGGAUGUGAUGGAUGAGGAGGCAGUGCAGGAUGGGAUGGAUGAGGAGGCAGUGCAGGAUGUGAUGGAUGAGGAGGCAGUGCAGGAUGUGAUGGAUGAGGAGGCAGUGCAGGAUGGGAUGGAUGAGGAGGCAGUGCAGGAUGUGAUGGAUGAGGAGGCAGUGCAGGAUGUGAUGGAUGAGGAGGCAGUGCAGGAUGUGAUGGAUGAGGAGGCAGUGCAGGAUGUGAUGGAUGAGGAGGCAGUGCAGGAUGGGAUGGAUGAGGAGGCAGUGCAGGAUGUGAUGGAUGAGGAGGCAGUGCAGGAUGUGAUGGAUGAGGAGGCAGUGCAGGAUGGGAUGGAUGAGGAGGCAGUGCAGGAUGUGAUGGAUGAGGAGGCAGUGCAGGAUGGGAUGGAUGAGGAGGCAGUGCAGGAUGUGAUGGAUGAGGAGGCAGUGCAGGAUGGGAUGGAUGAGGAGGCAGUGCAGGAUGUGAUGGAUGAGGAGGCAGUGCAGGAUGUGAUGGAUGAGGAGGCAGUGCAGGAUGUGAUGGAUGAGGAGGCAGUGCAGGAUGUGAUGGAUGAGGAGGCAGUGCAGGAUGUGAUGGAUGAGGAGGCAGUGCAGGAUGGGAUGGAUGAGGAGGCAGUGCAGGAUGUGAUGGAUGAGGAGGCAGUGCAGGAUGUGAUGGAUGAGGAGGCAGUGCAGGAUGGGAUGGAUGAGGAGGCAGUGCAGGAUGUGAUGGAUGAGGAGGCAGUGCAGGAUGGGAUGGAUGAGGAGGCAGUGCAGGAUGUGAUGGAUGAGGAGGCAGUGCAGGAUGGGAUGGAUGAGGAGGCAGUGCAGGAUGUGAUGGAUGAGGAGGCAGUGCAGGAUGUGAUGGAUGAGGAGGCAGUGCAGGAUGUGAUGGAUGAGGAGGCAGUGCAGGAUGUGAUGGAUGAGGAGGCAGUGCAGGAUGUGAUGGAUGAGGAGGCAGUGCAGGAUGUGAUGGAUGAGGAGGCAGUGCAGGAUGUGAUGGAUGAGGAGGCAGUGCAGGAUGUGAUGGAUGAGGAGGCAGUGCAGGAUGGGAUGGAUGAGGAGGCAGUGCAGGAUGUGAUGGAUGAGGAGGCAGUGCAGGAUGUGAUGGAUGAGGAGGCAGUGCAGGAUGGGAUGGAUGAGGAGGCAGUGCAGGAUGUGAUGGAUGAGGAGGCAGUGCAGGAUGUGAUGGAUGAGGAGGCAGUGCAGGAUGUGAUGGAUGAGGAGGCAGUGCAGGAUGUGAUGGAUGAGGAGGCAGUGCAGGAUGUGAUGGAUGAGGAGGCAGUGCAGGAUGUGAUGGAUGAGGAGGCAGUGCAGGAUGUGAUGGAUGAGGAGGCAGUGCAGGAUGUGAUGGAUGAGGAGGCAGUGCAGGAUGGGAUGGAUGAGGAGGCAGUGCAGGAUGUGAUGGAUGAGGAGGCAGUGCAGGAUGUGAUGGAUGAGGAGGCAGUGCAGGAUGUGAUGGAUGAGGAGGCAGUGCAGGAUGGGAUGGAUGAGGAGGCAGUGCAGGAUGUGAUGGAUGAGGAGGCAGUGCAGGAUGUGAUGGAUGAGGAGGCAGUGCAGGAUGGGAUGGAUGAGGAGGCAGUGCAGGAUGUGAUGGAUGAGGAGGCAGUGCAGGAUGUGAUGGAUGAGGAGGCAGUGCAGGAUGUGAUGGAUGAGGAGGCAGUGCAGGAUGGGAUGGAUGAGGAGGCAGUGCAGGAUGGGAUGGAUGAGGAGGCAGUGCAGGAUGAUGUGAUGGAUGAGGAGGCAGUGCAGGAUGUGAUGGAUGAGGAGGCAGUGCAGGAUGUGAUGGAUGAGGAGGCAGUGCAGGAUGGGAUGGAUGAGGAGGCAGUGCAGGAUGUGAUGGAUGAGGAGGCAGUGCAGGAUGGGAUGGAUGAGGAGGCAGUGCAGGAUGUGAUGGAUGAGGAGGCAGUGCAGGAUGGGAUGGAUGAGGAGGCAGUGCAGGAUGUGAUGGAUGAGGAGGCAGUGCAGGAUGUGAUGGAUGAGGAGGCAGUGCAGGAUGUGAUGGAUGAGGAGGCAGUGCAGGAUGUGAUGGAUGAGGAGGCAGUGCAGGAUGUGAUGGAUGAGGAGGCAGUGCAGGAUGUGAUGGAUGAGGAGGCAGUGCAGGAUGUGAUGGAUGAGGAGGCAGUGCAGGAUGUGAUGGAUGAGGAGGCAGUGCAGGAUGGGAUGGAUGAGGAGGCAGUGCAGGAUGUGAUGGAUGAGGAGGCAGUGCAGGAUGUGAUGGAUGAGGAGGCAGUGCAGGAUGGGAUGGAUGAGGAGGCAGUGCAGGAUGUGAUGGAUGAGGAGGCAGUGCAGGAUGUGAUGGAUGAGGAGGCAGUGCAGGAUGGGAUGGAUGAGGAGGCAGUGCAGGAUGUGAUGGAUGAGGAGGCAGUGCAGGAUGUGAUGGAUGAGGAGGCAGUGCAGGAUGGGAUGGAUGAGGAGGCAGUGCAGGAUGUGAUGGAUGAGGAGGCAGUGCAGGAUGUGAUGGAUGAGGAGGCAGUGCAGGAUGGGAUGGAUGAGGAGGCAGUGCAGGAUGUGAUGGAUGAGGAGGCAGUGCAGGAUGGGAUGGAUGAGGAGGCAGUGCAGGAUGUGAUGGAUGAGGAGGCAGUGCAGGAUGGGAUGGAUGAGGAGGCAGUGCAGGAUGUGAUGGAUGAGGAGGCAGUGCAGGAUGUGAUGGAUGAGGAGGCAGUGCAGGAUGUGAUGGAUGAGGAGGCAGUGCAGGAUGUGAUGGAUGAGGAGGCAGUGCAGGAUGUGAUGGAUGAGGAGGCAGUGCAGGAUGGGAUGGAUGAGGAGGCAGUGCAGGAUGUGAUGGAUGAGGAGGCAGUGCAGGAUGUGAUGGAUGAGGAGGCAGUGCAGGAUGGGAUGGAUGAGGAGGCAGUGCAGGAUGUGAUGGAUGAGGAGGCAGUGCAGGAUGGGAUGGAUGAGGAGGCAGUGCAGGAUGUGAUGGAUGAGGAGGCAGUGCAGGAUGGGAUGGAUGAGGAGGCAGUGCAGGAUGUGAUGGAUGAGGAGGCAGUGCAGGAUGUGAUGGAUGAGGAGGCAGUGCAGGAUGUGAUGGAUGAGGAGGCAGUGCAGGAUGUGAUGGAUGAGGAGGCAGUGCAGGAUGUGAUGGAUGAGGAGGCAGUGCAGGAUGUGAUGGAUGAGGAGGCAGUGCAGGAUGUGAUGGAUGAGGAGGCAGUGCAGGAUGUGAUGGAUGAGGAGGCAGUGCAGGAUGGGAUGGAUGAGGAGGCAGUGCAGGAUGUGAUGGAUGAGGAGGCAGUGCAGGAUGUGAUGGAUGAGGAGGCAGUGCAGGAUGGGAUGGAUGAGGAGGCAGUGCAGGAUGUGAUGGAUGAGGAGGCAGUGCAGGAUGUGAUGGAUGAGGAGGCAGUGCAGGAUGUGAUGGAUGAGGAGGCAGUGCAGGAUGUGAUGGAUGAGGAGGCAGUGCAGGAUGUGAUGGAUGAGGAGGCAGUGCAGGAUGUGAUGGAUGAGGAGGCAGUGCAGGAUGUGAUGGAUGAGGAGGCAGUGCAGGAUGUGAUGGAUGAGGAGGCAGUGCAGGAUGGGAUGGAUGAGGAGGCAGUGCAGGAUGUGAUGGAUGAGGAGGCAGUGCAGGAUGUGAUGGAUGAGGAGGCAGUGCAGGAUGUGAUGGAUGAGGAGGCAGUGCAGGAUGGGAUGGAUGAGGAGGCAGUGCAGGAUGUGAUGGAUGAGGAGGCAGUGCAGGAUGUGAUGGAUGAGGAGGCAGUGCAGGAUGGGAUGGAUGAGGAGGCAGUGCAGGAUGUGAUGGAUGAGGAGGCAGUGCAGGAUGUGAUGGAUGAGGAGGCAGUGCAGGAUGUGAUGGAUGAGGAGGCAGUGCAGGAUGGGAUGGAUGAGGAGGCAGUGCAGGAUGGGAUGGAUGAGGAGGCAGUGCAGGAUGUGAUGGAUGAGGAGGCAGUGCAGGAUGUGAUGGAUGAGGAGGCAGUGCAGGAUGUGAUGGAUGAGGAGGCAGUGCAGGAUGUGAUGGAUGAGGAGGCAGUGCAGGAUGUGAUGGAUGAGGAGGCAGUGCAGGAUGUGAUGGAUGAGGAGGCAGUGCAGGAUGUGAUGGAUGAGGAGGCAGUGCAGGAUGUGAUGGAUGAGGAGGCAGUGCAGGAUGUGAUGGAUGAGGAGGCAGUGCAGGAUGUGAUGGAUGAGGAGGCAGUGCAGGAUGGGAUGGAUGAGGAGGCAGUGCAGGAUGUGAUGGAUGAGGAGGCAGUGCAGGAUGUGAUGGAUGAGGAGGCAGUGCAGGAUGGGAUGGAUGAGGAGGCAGUGCAGGAUGUGAUGGAUGAGGAGGCAGUGCAGGAUGUGAUGGAUGAGGAGGCAGUGCAGGAUGUGAUGGAUGAGGAGGCAGUGCAGGAUGGGAUGGAUGAGGAGGCAGUGCAGGAUGUGAUGGAUGAGGAGGCAGUGCAGGAUGGGAUGGAUGAGGAGGCAGUGCAGGAUGUGAUGGAUGAGGAGGCAGUGCAGGAUGUGAUGGAUGAGGAGGCAGUGCAGGAUGUGAUGGAUGAGGAGGCAGUGCAGGAUGGGAUGGAUGAGGAGGCAGUGCAGGAUGUGAUGGAUGAGGAGGCAGUGCAGGAUGUGAUGGAUGAGGAGGCAGUGCAGGAUGUGAUGGAUGAGGAGGCAGUGCAGGAUGUGAUGGAUGAGGAGGCAGUGCAGGAUGGGAUGGAUGAGGAGGCAGUGCAGGAUGUGAUGGAUGAGGAGGCAGUGCAGGAUGUGAUGGAUGAGGAGGCAGUGCAGGAUGUGAUGGAUGAGGAGGCAGUGCAGGAUGUGAUGGAUGAGGAGGCAGUGCAGGAUGUGAUGGAUGAGGAGGCAGUGCAGGAUGUGAUGGAUGAGGAGGCAGUGCAGGAUGUGAUGGAUGAGGAGGCAGUGCAGGAUGUGAUGGAUGAGGAGGCAGUGCAGGAUGUGAUGGAUGAGGAGGCAGUGCAGGAUGGGAUGGAUGAGGAGGCAGUGCAGGAUGUGAUGGAUGAGGAGGCAGUGCAGGAUGUGAUGGAUGAGGAGGCAGUGCAGGAUGUGAUGGAUGAGGAGGCAGUGCAGGAUGUGAUGGAUGAGGAGGCAGUGCAGGAUGUGAUGGAUGAGGAGGCAGUGCAGGAUGUGAUGGAUGAGGAGGCAGUGCAGGAUGUGAUGGAUGAGGAGGCAGUGCAGGAUGUGAUGGAUGAGGAGGCAGUGCAGGAUGUGAUGGAUGAGGAGGCAGUGCAGGAUGUGAUGGAUGAGGAGGCAGUGCAGGAUGUGAUGGAUGAGGAGGCAGUGCAGGAUGUGAUGGAUGAGGAGGCAGUGCAGGAUGGGAUGGAUGAGGAGGCAGUGCAGGAUGGGAUGGAUGAGGAGGCAGUGCAGGAUGGGAUGGAUGAGGAGGCAGUGCAGGAUGGGAUGGAUGAGGAGGCAGUGCAGGAUGGGAUGGAUGAGGAGGCAGUGCAGGAUGUGAUGGAUGAGGAGGCAGUGCAGGAUGGGAUGGAUGAGGAGGCAGUGCAGGAUGGGAUGGAUGAGGAGGCAGUGCAGGAUGGGAUGGAUGAGGAGGCAGUGCAGGAUGGGAUGGAUGAGGAGGCAGUGCAGGAUGUGAUGGAUGAGGAGGCAGUGCAGGAUGUGAUGGAUGAGGAGGCAGUGCAGGAUGUGAUGGAUGAGGAGGCAGUGCAGGAUGUGAUGGAUGAGGAGGCAGUGCAGGAUGGGAUGGAUGAGGAGGCAGUGCAGGAUGGGAUGGAUGAGGAGGCAGUGCAGGAUGGGAUGGAUGAGGAGGCAGUGCAGGAUGUGAUGGAUGAGGAGGCAGUGCAGGAUGUGAUGGAUGAGGAGGCAGUGCAGGAUGGGAUGGAUGAGGAGGCAGUGCAGGAUGGGAUGGAUGAGGAGGCAGUGCAGGAUGGGAUGGAUGAGGAGGCAGUGCAGGAUGGGAUGGAUGAGGAGGCAGUGCAGGAUGUGAUGGAUGAGGAGGCAGUGCAGGAUGUGAUGGAUGAGGAGGCAGUGCAGGAUGUGAUGGAUGAGGAGGCAGUGCAGGAUGUGAUGGAUGAGGAGGCAGUGCAGGAUGGGAUGGAUGAGGAGGCAGUGCAGGAUGGGAUGGAUGAGGAGGCAGUGCAGGAUGGGAUGGAUGAGGAGGCAGUGCAGGAUGUGAUGGAUGAGGAGGCAGUGCAGGAUGUGAUGGAUGAGGAGGCAGUGCAGGAUGUGAUGGAUGAGGAGGCAGUGCAGGAUGUGAUGGAUGAGGAGGCAGUGCAGGAUGUGAUGGAUGAGGAGGCAGUGCAGGAUGGGAUGGAUGAGGAGGCAGUGCAGGAUGGGAUGGAUGAGGAGGCAGUGCAGGAUGGGAUGGAUGAGGAGGCAGUGCAGGAUGGGAUGGAUGAGGAGGCAGUGCAGGAUGGGAUGGAUGAGGAGGCAGUGCAGGAUGUGAUGGAUGAGGAGGCAGUGCAGGAUGUGAUGGAUGAGGAGGCAGUGCAGGAUGUGAUGGAUGAGGAGGCAGUGCAGGAUGUGAUGGAUGAGGAGGCAGUGCAGGAUGGGAUGGAUGAGGAGGCAGUGCAGGAUGGGAUGGAUGAGGAGGCAGUGCAGGAUGGGAUGGAUGAGGAGGCAGUGCAGGAUGUGAUGGAUGAGGAGGCAGUGCAGGAUGGGAUGGAUGAGGAGGCAGUGCAGGAUGUGAUGGAUGAGGAGGCAGUGCAGGAUGUGAUGGAUGAGGAGGCAGUGCAGGAUGUGAUGGAUGAGGAGGCAGUGCAGGAUGUGAUGGAUGAGGAGGCAGUGCAGGAUGGGAUGGAUGAGGAGGCAGUGCAGGAUGUGAUGGAUGAGGAGGCAGUGCAGGAUGGGAUGGAUGAGGAGGCAGUGCAGGAUGGGAUGGAUGAGGAGGCAGUGCAGGAUGUGAUGGAUGAGGAGGCAGUGCAGGAUGUGAUGGAUGAGGAGGCAGUGCAGGAUGUGAUGGAUGAGGAGGCAGUGCAGGAUGUGAUGGAUGAGGAGGCAGUGCAGGAUGUGAUGGAUGAGGAGGCAGUGCAGGAUGUGAUGGAUGAGGAGGCAGUGCAGGAUGUGAUGGAUGAGGAGGCAGUGCAGGAUGUGAUGGAUGAGGAGGCAGUGCAGGAUGUGAUGGAUGAGGAGGCAGUGCAGGAUGGGAUGGAUGAGGAGGCAGUGCAGGAUGUGAUGGAUGAGGAGGCAGUGCAGGAUGUGAUGGAUGAGGAGGCAGUGCAGGAUGUGAUGGAUGAGGAGGCAGUGCAGGAUGUGAUGGAUGAGGAGGCAGUGCAGGAUGUGAUGGAUGAGGAGGCAGUGCAGGAUGGGAUGGAUGAGGAGGCAGUGCAGGAUGGGAUGGAUGAGGAGGCAGUGCAGGAUGGGAUGGAUGAGGAGGCAGUGCAGGAUGGGAUGGAUGAGGAGGCAGUGCAGGAUGUGAUGGAUGAGGAGGCAGUGCAGGAUGUGAUGGAUGAGGAGGCAGUGCAGGAUGUGAUGGAUGAGGAGGCAGUGCAGGAUGGGAUGGAUGAGGAGGCAGUGCAGGAUGGGAUGGAUGAGGAGGCAGUGCAGGAUGGGAUGGAUGAGGAGGCAGUGCAGGAUGGGAUGGAUGAGGAGGCAGUGCAGGAUGGGAUGGAUGAGGAGGCAGUGCAGGAUGUGAUGGAUGAGGAGGCAGUGCAGGAUGUGAUGGAUGAGGAGGCAGUGCAGGAUGUGAUGGAUGAGGAGGCAGUGCAGGAUGUGAUGGAUGAGGAGGCAGUGCAGGAUGGGAUGGAUGAGGAGGCAGUGCAGGAUGGGAUGGAUGAGGAGGCAGUGCAGGAUGGGAUGGAUGAGGAGGCAGUGCAGGAUGUGAUGGAUGAGGAGGCAGUGCAGGAUGGGAUGGAUGAGGAGGCAGUGCAGGAUGGGAUGGAUGAGGAGGCAGUGCAGGAUGGGAUGGAUGAGGAGGCAGUGCAGGAUGUGAUGGAUGAGGAGGCAGUGCAGGAUGGGAUGGAUGAGGAGGCAGUGCAGGAUGGGAUGGAUGAGGAGGCAGUGCAGGAUGGGAUGGAUGAGGAGGCAGUGCAGGAUGGGAUGGAUGAGGAGGCAGUGCAGGAUGUGAUGGAUGAGGAGGCAGUGCAGGAUGUGAUGGAUGAGGAGGCAGUGCAGGAUGUGAUGGAUGAGGAGGCAGUGCAGGAUGUGAUGGAUGAGGAGGCAGUGCAGGAUGUGAUGGAUGAGGAGGCAGUGCAGGAUGGGAUGGAUGAGGAGGCAGUGCAGGAUGGGAUGGAUGAGGAGGCAGUGCAGGAUGGGAUGGAUGAGGAGGCAGUGCAGGAUGUGAUGGAUGAGGAGGCAGUGCAGGAUGUGAUGGAUGAGGAGGCAGUGCAGGAUGGGAUGGAUGAGGAGGCAGUGCAGGAUGUGAUGGAUGAGGAGGCAGUGCAGGAUGGGAUGGAUGAGGAGGCAGUGCAGGAUGUGAUGGAUGAGGAGGCAGUGCAGGAUGGGAUGGAUGAGGAGGCAGUGCAGGAUGUGAUGGAUGAGGAGGCAGUGCAGGAUGUGAUGGAUGAGGAGGCAGUGCAGGAUGGGAUGGAUGAGGAGGCAGUGCAGGAUGUGAUGGAUGAGGAGGCAGUGCAGGAUGGGAUGGAUGAGGAGGCAGUGCAGGAUGGGAUGGAUGAGGAGGCAGUGCAGGAUGGGAUGGAUGAGGAGGCAGUGCAGGAUGUGAUGGAUGAGGAGGCAGUGCAGGAUGGGAUGGAUGAGGAGGCAGUGCAGGAUGGGAUGGAUGAGGAGGCAGUGCAGGAUGGGAUGGAUGAGGAGGCAGUGCAGGAUGGGAUGGAUGAGGAGGCAGUGCAGGAUGUGAUGGAUGAGGAGGCAGUGCAGGAUGUGAUGGAUGAGGAGGCAGUGCAGGAUGUGAUGGAUGAGGAGGCAGUGCAGGAUGUGAUGGAUGAGGAGGCAGUGCAGGAUGUGAUGGAUGAGGAGGCAGUGCAGGAUGUGAUGGAUGAGGAGGCAGUGCAGGAUGUGAUGGAUGAGGAGGCAGUGCAGGAUGGGAUGGAUGAGGAGGCAGUGCAGGAUGUGAUGGAUGAGGAGGCAGUGCAGGAUGUGAUGGAUGAGGAGGCAGUGCAGGAUGGGAUGGAUGAGGAGGCAGUGCAGGAUGGGAUGGAUGAGGAGGCAGUGCAGGAUGUGAUGGAUGAGGAGGCAGUGCAGGAUGGGAUGGAUGAGGAGGCAGUGCAGGAUGGGAUGGAUGAGGAGGCAGUGCAGGAUGGGAUGGAUGAGGAGGCAGUGCAGGAUGGGAUGGAUGAGGAGGCAGUGCAGGAUGGGAUGGAUGAGGAGGCAGUGCAGGAUGGGAUGGAUGAGGAGGCAGUGCAGGAUGUGAUGGAUGAGGAGGCAGUGCAGGAUGGGAUGGAUGAGGAGGCAGUGCAGGAUGUGAUGGAUGAGGAGGCAGUGCAGGAUGUGAUGGAUGAGGAGGCAGUGCAGGAUGGGAUGGAUGAGGAGGCAGUGCAGGAUGGGAUGGAUGAGGAGGCAGUGCAGGAUGGGAUGGAUGAGGAGGCAGUGCAGGAUGGGAUGGAUGAGGAGGCAGUGCAGGAUGUGAUGGAUGAGGAGGCAGUGCAGGAUGUGAUGGAUGAGGAGGCAGUGCAGGAUGGGAUGGAUGAGGAGGCAGUGCAGGAUGGGAUGGAUGAGGAGGCAGUGCAGGAUGGGAUGGAUGAGGAGGCAGUGCAGGAUGGGAUGGAUGAGGAGGCAGUGCAGGAUGUGAUGGAUGAGGAGGCAGUGCAGGAUGUGAUGGAUGAGGAGGCAGUGCAGGAUGUGAUGGAUGAGGAGGCAGUGCAGGAUGGGAUGGAUGAGGAGGCAGUGCAGGAUGGGAUGGAUGAGGAGGCAGUGCAGGAUGUGAUGGAUGAGGAGGCAGUGCAGGAUGGGAUGGAUGAGGAGGCAGUGCAGGAUGGGAUGGAUGAGGAGGCAGUGCAGGAUGGGAUGGAUGAGGAGGCAGUGCAGGAUGUGAUGGAUGAGGAGGCAGUGCAGGAUGGGAUGGAUGAGGAGGCAGUGCAGGAUGGGAUGGAUGAGGAGGCAGUGCAGGAUGGGAUGGAUGAGGAGGCAGUGCAGGAUGGGAUGGAUGAGGAGGCAGUGCAGGAUGUGAUGGAUGAGGAGGCAGUGCAGGAUGUGAUGGAUGAGGAGGCAGUGCAGGAUGUGAUGGAUGAGGAGGCAGUGCAGGAUGUGAUGGAUGAGGAGGCAGUGCAGGAUGUGAUGGAUGAGGAGGCAGUGCAGGAUGGGAUGGAUGAGGAGGCAGUGCAGGAUGGGAUGGAUGAGGAGGCAGUGCAGGAUGUGAUGGAUGAGGAGGCAGUGCAGGAUGGGAUGGAUGAGGAGGCAGUGCAGGAUGGGAUGGAUGAGGAGGCAGUGCAGGAUGUGAUGGAUGAGGAGGCAGUGCAGGAUGUGAUGGAUGAGGAGGCAGUGCAGGAUGUGAUGGAUGAGGAGGCAGUGCAGGAUGGGAUGGAUGAGGAGGCAGUGCAGGAUGGGAUGGAUGAGGAGGCAGUGCAGGAUGGGAUGGAUGAGGAGGCAGUGCAGGAUGGGAUGGAUGAGGAGGCAGUGCAGGAUGUGAUGGAUGAGGAGGCAGUGCAGGAUGUGAUGGAUGAGGAGGCAGUGCAGGAUGUGAUGGAUGAGGAGGCAGUGCAGGAUGGGAUGGAUGAGGAGGCAGUGCAGGAUGUGAUGGAUGAGGAGGCAGUGCAGGAUGGGAUGGAUGAGGAGGCAGUGCAGGAUGUGAUGGAUGAGGAGGCAGUGCAGGAUGUGAUGGAUGAGGAGGCAGUGCAGGAUGGGAUGGAUGAGGAGGCAGUGCAGGAUGGGAUGGAUGAGGAGGCAGUGCAGGAUGGGAUGGAUGAGGAGGCAGUGCAGGAUGGGAUGGAUGAGGAGGCAGUGCAGGAUGUGAUGGAUGAGGAGGCAGUGCAGGAUGUGAUGGAUGAGGAGGCAGUGCAGGAUGUGAUGGAUGAGGAGGCAGUGCAGGAUGGGAUGGAUGAGGAGGCAGUGCAGGAUGGGAUGGAUGAGGAGGCAGUGCAGGAUGGGAUGGAUGAGGAGGCAGUGCAGGAUGUGAUGGAUGAGGAGGCAGUGCAGGAUGUGAUGGAUGAGGAGGCAGUGCAGGAUGUGAUGGAUGAGGAGGCAGUGCAGGAUGGGAUGGAUGAGGAGGCAGUGCAGGAUGGGAUGGAUGAGGAGGCAGUGCAGGAUGUGAUGGAUGAGGAGGCAGUGCAGGAUGGGAUGGAUGAGGAGGCAGUGCAGGAUGUGAUGGAUGAGGAGGCAGUGCAGGAUGUGAUGGAUGAGGAGGCAGUGCAGGAUGUGAUGGAUGAGGAGGCAGUGCAGGAUGGGAUGGAUGAGGAGGCAGUGCAGGAUGGGAUGGAUGAGGAGGCAGUGCAGGAUGUGAUGGAUGAGGAGGCAGUGCAGGAUGUGAUGGAUGAGGAGGCAGUGCAGGAUGUGAUGGAUGAGGAGGCAGUGCAGGAUGGGAUGGAUGAGGAGGCAGUGCAGGAUGGGAUGGAUGAGGAGGCAGUGCAGGAUGUGAUGGAUGAGGAGGCAGUGCAGGAUGGGAUGGAUGAGGAGGCAGUGCAGGAUGUGAUGGAUGAGGAGGCAGUGCAGGAUGUGAUGGAUGAGGAGGCAGUGCAGGAUGGGAUGGAUGAGGAGGCAGUGCAGGAUGUGAUGGAUGAGGAGGCAGUGCAGGAUGUGAUGGAUGAGGAGGCAGUGCAGGAUGUGAUGGAUGAGGAGGCAGUGCAGGAUGGGAUGGAUGAGGAGGCAGUGCAGGAUGGGAUGGAUGAGGAGGCAGUGCAGGAUGUGAUGGAUGAGGAGGCAGUGCAGGAUGUGAUGGAUGAGGAGGCAGUGCAGGAUGUGAUGGAUGAGGAGGCAGUGCAGGAUGGGAUGGAUGAGGAGGCAGUGCAGGAUGGGAUGGAUGAGGAGGCAGUGCAGGAUGUGAUGGAUGAGGAGGCAGUGCAGGAUGUGAUGGAUGAGGAGGCAGUGCAGGAUGUGAUGGAUGAGGAGGCAGUGCAGGAUGGGAUGGAUGAGGAGGCAGUGCAGGAUGGGAUGGAUGAGGAGGCAGUGCAGGAUGGGAUGGAUGAGGAGGCAGUGCAGGAUGGGAUGGAUGAGGAGGCAGUGCAGGAUGGGAUGGAUGAGGAGGCAGUGCAGGAUGUGAUGGAUGAGGAGGCAGUGCAGGAUGUGAUGGAUGAGGAGGCAGUGCAGGAUGUGAUGGAUGAGGAGGCAGUGCAGGAUGGGAUGGAUGAGGAGGCAGUGCAGGAUGUGAUGGAUGAGGAGGCAGUGCAGGAUGGGAUGGAUGAGGAGGCAGUGCAGGAUGGGAUGGAUGAGGAGGCAGUGCAGGAUGGGAUGGAUGAGGAGGCAGUGCAGGAUGGGAUGGAUGAGGAGGCAGUGCAGGAUGUGAUGGAUGAGGAGGCAGUGCAGGAUGGGAUGGAUGAGGAGGCAGUGCAGGAUGUGAUGGAUGAGGAGGCAGUGCAGGAUGUGAUGGAUGAGGAGGCAGUGCAGGAUGUGAUGGAUGAGGAGGCAGUGCAGGAUGUGAUGGAUGAGGAGGCAGUGCAGGAUGGGAUGGAUGAGGAGGCAGUGCAGGAUGUGAUGGAUGAGGAGGCAGUGCAGGAUGUGAUGGAUGAGGAGGCAGUGCAGGAUGGGAUGGAUGAGGAGGCAGUGCAGGAUGGGAUGGAUGAGGAGGCAGUGCAGGAUGUGAUGGAUGAGGAGGCAGUGCAGGAUGGGAUGGAUGAGGAGGCAGUGCAGGAUGUGAUGGAUGAGGAGGCAGUGCAGGAUGUGAUGGAUGAGGAGGCAGUGCAGGAUGUGAUGGAUGAGGAGGCAGUGCAGGAUGGGAUGGAUGAGGAGGCAGUGCAGGAUGUGAUGGAUGAGGAGGCAGUGCAGGAUGGGAUGGAUGAGGAGGCAGUGCAGGAUGUGAUGGAUGAGGAGGCAGUGCAGGAUGGGAUGGAUGAGGAGGCAGUGCAGGAUGUGAUGGAUGAGGAGGCAGUGCAGGAUGUGAUGGAUGAGGAGGCAGUGCAGGAUGUGAUGGAUGAGGAGGCAGUGCAGGAUGUGAUGGAUGAGGAGGCAGUGCAGGAUGGGAUGGAUGAGGAGGCAGUGCAGGAUGUGAUGGAUGAGGAGGCAGUGCAGGAUGUGAUGGAUGAGGAGGCAGUGCAGGAUGUGAUGGAUGAGGAGGCAGUGCAGGAUGGGAUGGAUGAGGAGGCAGUGCAGGAUGGGAUGGAUGAGGAGGCAGUGCAGGAUGGGAUGGAUGAGGAGGCAGUGCAGGAUGGGAUGGAUGAGGAGGCAGUGCAGGAUGUGAUGGAUGAGGAGGCAGUGCAGGAUGUGAUGGAUGAGGAGGCAGUGCAGGAUGUGAUGGAUGAGGAGGCAGUGCAGGAUGGGAUGGAUGAGGAGGCAGUGCAGGAUGUGAUGGAUGAGGAGGCAGUGCAGGAUGUGAUGGAUGAGGAGGCAGUGCAGGAUGGGAUGGAUGAGGAGGCAGUGCAGGAUGUGAUGGAUGAGGAGGCAGUGCAGGAUGGGAUGGAUGAGGAGGCAGUGCAGGAUGGGAUGGAUGAGGAGGCAGUGCAGGAUGUGAUGGAUGAGGAGGCAGUGCAGGAUGUGAUGGAUGAGGAGGCAGUGCAGGAUGGGAUGGAUGAGGAGGCAGUGCAGGAUGGGAUGGAUGAGGAGGCAGUGCAGGAUGUGAUGGAUGAGGAGGCAGUGCAGGAUGUGAUGGAUGAGGAGGCAGUGCAGGAUGUGAUGGAUGAGGAGGCAGUGCAGGAUGUGAUGGAUGAGGAGGCAGUGCAGGAUGGGAUGGAUGAGGAGGCAGUGCAGGAUGUGAUGGAUGAGGAGGCAGUGCAGGAUGUGAUGGAUGAGGAGGCAGUGCAGGAUGGGAUGGAUGAGGAGGCAGUGCAGGAUGGGAUGGAUGAGGAGGCAGUGCAGGAUGUGAUGGAUGAGGAGGCAGUGCAGGAUGGGAUGGAUGAGGAGGCAGUGCAGGAUGUGAUGGAUGAGGAGGCAGUGCAGGAUGUGAUGGAUGAGGAGGCAGUGCAGGAUGUGAUGGAUGAGGAGGCAGUGCAGGAUGUGAUGGAUGAGGAGGCAGUGCAGGAUGUGAUGGAUGAGGAGGCAGUGCAGGAUGGGAUGGAUGAGGAGGCAGUGCAGGAUGGGAUGGAUGAGGAGGCAGUGCAGGAUGUGAUGGAUGAGGAGGCAGUGCAGGAUGGGAUGGAUGAGGAGGCAGUGCAGGAUGGGAUGGAUGAGGAGGCAGUGCAGGAUGUGAUGGAUGAGGAGGCAGUGCAGGAUGUGAUGGAUGAGGAGGCAGUGCAGGAUGUGAUGGAUGAGGAGGCAGUGCAGGAUGGGAUGGAUGAGGAGGCAGUGCAGGAUGGGAUGGAUGAGGAGGCAGUGCAGGAUGGGAUGGAUGAGGAGGCAGUGCAGGAUGGGAUGGAUGAGGAGGCAGUGCAGGAUGUGAUGGAUGAGGAGGCAGUGCAGGAUGUGAUGGAUGAGGAGGCAGUGCAGGAUGUGAUGGAUGAGGAGGCAGUGCAGGAUGGGAUGGAUGAGGAGGCAGUGCAGGAUGUGAUGGAUGAGGAGGCAGUGCAGGAUGGGAUGGAUGAGGAGGCAGUGCAGGAUGUGAUGGAUGAGGAGGCAGUGCAGGAUGUGAUGGAUGAGGAGGCAGUGCAGGAUGGGAUGGAUGAGGAGGCAGUGCAGGAUGGGAUGGAUGAGGAGGCAGUGCAGGAUGGGAUGGAUGAGGAGGCAGUGCAGGAUGGGAUGGAUGAGGAGGCAGUGCAGGAUGUGAUGGAUGAGGAGGCAGUGCAGGAUGUGAUGGAUGAGGAGGCAGUGCAGGAUGUGAUGGAUGAGGAGGCAGUGCAGGAUGGGAUGGAUGAGGAGGCAGUGCAGGAUGGGAUGGAUGAGGAGGCAGUGCAGGAUGGGAUGGAUGAGGAGGCAGUGCAGGAUGUGAUGGAUGAGGAGGCAGUGCAGGAUGUGAUGGAUGAGGAGGCAGUGCAGGAUGUGAUGGAUGAGGAGGCAGUGCAGGAUGGGAUGGAUGAGGAGGCAGUGCAGGAUGGGAUGGAUGAGGAGGCAGUGCAGGAUGUGAUGGAUGAGGAGGCAGUGCAGGAUGGGAUGGAUGAGGAGGCAGUGCAGGAUGUGAUGGAUGAGGAGGCAGUGCAGGAUGUGAUGGAUGAGGAGGCAGUGCAGGAUGUGAUGGAUGAGGAGGCAGUGCAGGAUGGGAUGGAUGAGGAGGCAGUGCAGGAUGUGAUGGAUGAGGAGGCAGUGCAGGAUGUGAUGGAUGAGGAGGCAGUGCAGGAUGGGAUGGAUGAGGAGGCAGUGCAGGAUGUGAUGGAUGAGGAGGCAGUGCAGGAUGGGAUGGAUGAGGAGGCAGUGCAGGAUGUGAUGGAUGAGGAGGCAGUGCAGGAUGUGAUGGAUGAGGAGGCAGUGCAGGAUGUGAUGGAUGAGGAGGCAGUGCAGGAUGUGAUGGAUGAGGAGGCAGUGCAGGAUGGGAUGGAUGAGGAGGCAGUGCAGGAUGUGAUGGAUGAGGAGGCAGUGCAGGAUGGGAUGGAUGAGGAGGCAGUGCAGGAUGGGAUGGAUGAGGAGGCAGUGCAGGAUGUGAUGGAUGAGGAGGCAGUGCAGGAUGGGAUGGAUGAGGAGGCAGUGCAGGAUGUGAUGGAUGAGGAGGCAGUGCAGGAUGUGAUGGAUGAGGAGGCAGUGCAGGAUGUGAUGGAUGAGGAGGCAGUGCAGGAUGUGAUGGAUGAGGAGGCAGUGCAGGAUGGGAUGGAUGAGGAGGCAGUGCAGGAUGUGAUGGAUGAGGAGGCAGUGCAGGAUGUGAUGGAUGAGGAGGCAGUGCAGGAUGUGAUGGAUGAGGAGGCAGUGCAGGAUGGGAUGGAUGAGGAGGCAGUGCAGGAUGGGAUGGAUGAGGAGGCAGUGCAGGAUGGGAUGGAUGAGGAGGCAGUGCAGGAUGUGAUGGAUGAGGAGGCAGUGCAGGAUGUGAUGGAUGAGGAGGCAGUGCAGGAUGGGAUGGAUGAGGAGGCAGUGCAGGAUGGGAUGGAUGAGGAGGCAGUGCAGGAUGGGAUGGAUGAGGAGGCAGUGCAGGAUGGGAUGGAUGAGGAGGCAGUGCAGGAUGUGAUGGAUGAGGAGGCAGUGCAGGAUGUGAUGGAUGAGGAGGCAGUGCAGGAUGGGAUGGAUGAGGAGGCAGUGCAGGAUGUGAUGGAUGAGGAGGCAGUGCAGGAUGUGAUGGAUGAGGAGGCAGUGCAGGAUGUGAUGGAUGAGGAGGCAGUGCAGGAUGGGAUGGAUGAGGAGGCAGUGCAGGAUGUGAUGGAUGAGGAGGCAGUGCAGGAUGGGAUGGAUGAGGAGGCAGUGCAGGAUGUGAUGGAUGAGGAGGCAGUGCAGGAUGUGAUGGAUGAGGAGGCAGUGCAGGAUGUGAUGGAUGAGGAGGCAGUGCAGGAUGUGAUGGAUGAGGAGGCAGUGCAGGAUGUGAUGGAUGAGGAGGCAGUGCAGGAUGUGAUGGAUGAGGAGGCAGUGCAGGAUGGGAUGGAUGAGGAGGCAGUGCAGGAUGUGAUGGAUGAGGAGGCAGUGCAGGAUGGGAUGGAUGAGGAGGCAGUGCAGGAUGUGAUGGAUGAGGAGGCAGUGCAGGAUGGGAUGGAUGAGGAGGCAGUGCAGGAUGUGAUGGAUGAGGAGGCAGUGCAGGAUGGGAUGGAUGAGGAGGCAGUGCAGGAUGUGAUGGAUGAGGAGGCAGUGCAGGAUGGGAUGGAUGAGGAGGCAGUGCAGGAUGUGAUGGAUGAGGAGGCAGUGCAGGAUGGGAUGGAUGAGGAGGCAGUGCAGGAUGGGAACAAGGCGCGACGGCACAGCGUGGAAUGGCACAGCACUGCACGGACAGCACCGCACAGCUCAGUGCAGGUGGCGGGAAAAGCGAGCAGGGUGAGAGCAGCCGGCGCCCGCACCACCUCCUCCCCACCCCCCAUGCUGCCGCCCAUGCUGCCGCCCAUGCUGUCGCCCAUACCCCCUCCUCCUCCUGCUGCUGCUGGCGGGUGUGGCGGGGACGAGGAGCGCGGCGGGGGAGUGGCGUCACGUGACCUGGCGGAUGCAGGGGUGGGCGGAUGCACGGGUGGGGGGAUGCACGGGUGGGCGGAUGCACGGGUGGGGGGAUGCACGGGUGGGGGGAUGCACGGGUGGGGGGAUGCACGGGUCGCAGAGCAGGACGAGUCGAGUCUGCCGCCCAAGGAGAGUGAAGUGCUCAGCCUCAAGCGCGAGUCGGAGCAACCUCCCCAACCGCCCCCUCCGCGCGACACCAGCGCUUCCGACUCCCCUCGUCCGCGGGGUCGUGGUGGCGCGGGCAGGCGGCGGGAGCGCGCGUCCGUGGGGGAGGUGGUGCGGGGCGCCGUGCGCGCAGUGGAGGACGCGCCCGUCGAGACCGUCGGCGCCGCCGCCGCCGCCUCAGGGCUGGCGGUGCUGGGGGUGGUGUUCGCAACGUCGCUGCUGGGGUCGCUGGACUCGGUGCCCUUGGCCCCUGAGUUCAUGCAGACCAUCGGUGUCGUCUACUGCGCCCUCGUCGCCAGGCAGUAUUUCACCAAGAGGAAGAUCGCAGUGGCGCCCACGCCGCUGACGGCCAUCCAGACGCUCUUCCCCAACACCACCGCUGACGCCGAUGCCGAUGCUGACCCAGACGCCCCUGCCUCCCGCGUUCCCGAGGGCGUGGGGUCGGGCGUGCAGGGGCGGCUGAGGGCGCUGGAGGCGGAGAGGGACGUGGCGGUGGCGGCGGCGGGGGAGAUGAGGCGCGCGGGGCAGGAGAUGGCGCGCGUGGUGGCGGAGAAGGAGGCUCUGGAGGCCGUGGCUCUGCAGCUGGCGGAUGAGCGGGACUCCGCCAUCGCUGAGGUGACGGCACUGAAGACAGCAGUGAACGCGAUGACGGAGCGCAUGAGGGCGAUAGAGGCCAUGCUGGCAUCGGAGGUGCAGCGCCUGCAGGAGCAGAACCUGGCGCUCGAGACCGUCGCCCUGCAGCUGGCUGACGAGCGCGACUCCGCCAUCAAACAGGCAUCGGAGCUGAGGUCGGCGUUUGAGGCGCAGAGGGAGGAGGACAAGCGCGUGUUGGAGAUGCUGGCGGCGCAGCUGAUAGAGGAGCGCAACGCGGCGGUGAAGGAGGUGCAGGAGCUGAAGCAGGUGGUGGCGGGGCUGGCGGAGGCCACGGGGGCGGGCAGCGGGCUGACGAGCGAGAUGGAAGCCUUCAUCCGCAGCCGCGUGCGCGCCGUGAGGGCCCAGUUCGUUGACAUCUCCAAGCCCUACUCGCAGCAGGAGGAGGCGGUGAAUGCGUUUGUGGCGCAUCUGGUGGACGAGUUUGGAGCCCCCAGGGAGUGGACGCACCGCUACAUCCGCCAGUUCCUCGACGCCGCCUCUGACGGCCACGCCAUCGCCCUCAAUGGCCCUUCCCCGCCCUCCGACCGCUUCAACUGA